This is a messenger RNA of Clunio marinus, 204 nucleotides long. The record is from the annotation of a GenBank genome assembly. NCBI's taxonomy places the organism in Eukaryota, Metazoa, Arthropoda, Insecta, Diptera, Chironomidae.
AUGCUUUCAAGUGAAGAUUGCGACAUACUUGUUUCGGAUGCAUUAAAACAAACAUGCAGUAACGGUUUACAAGCGAUGGAAAUACAACCUGAAUUUAUAUUGCUCUUGAUACCGUUAUUGGCUCUUUUUAUUUCAUUUUUAUAUUGCAUGUUUGUCCAGAAGUUUGAUCAUUUAGAUAUUCGAAUUGGUCAUCGUAAAGGCUAA